CCUUUUGCUUCUUUCAUAACCAGUUAAAUGAGGAUUCUAUGGAGCCACCGCUUGGAUGGAGUAAAGAAACCAAUAACAUAGGAAGAAGAAGAAAUCCUCUCAAGGUGAUGAUCUUGCAGAAUUCUUGACAUAGCAGAUAAGAAAGAAAAAAAGAGUCAAGUAUCUGCAUUGCAAUUAAAUACCCUUAUUACUGUUGAUAUGGCGGAGAAACCCCAUACAUGCUUAGCCUGUGGACAGAGCUUCACCUACAGUUCAGGUCUACGUUCACAUCAAAGGAGUCACACUGGAGAAAAACCCUAUAAAUGUCUGGAAUGUGGAAAGAGCUUCACUGAGACUGGAAACCUACGUAGACAUCAAAGGAUCCACACUGGGGAGAAACCCUUUACAUGCCUGGAGUGUGGAAUGAGCUUCACGCAGAGGGGAAGCCUACGUAGACAUCAAAGGACUCACACUGGGGAACAACCCUAUAAAUGUCUGGAAUGUGGAAAGAGCUUCACUGAGACUGGAAACCUACGUAAACAUCAAAGGACUCACACUGGGGAGAAACCCUAUACAUGCUUAGCAUGUGGACAGAGCUUCACUCAKAGUUCCGGACUACYUUCACAUCAAAGYACCCACACUGGGGAGAAACCCUAUACAUGCCUGGAGUGUGGACAGAGCUUCACUGUGACUGGAAACCUACAUAGGCAUCAAAGGACUCACACUGGGGAGAAACCCUAUACAUGCCUGGAGUGUGGACAGAGCUUCACCGACAUUUCAGGUCUACGUUCACAUCAAAGGACUCACACUGGGGAGAAACCCUUUAAAUGCAUGGAGUGUGGAAAGAGUUUCUCUCAGAGUGAACAUCUACGUUCACAUCAAAGGACUCACACUGGGGAGAAACCCUAUACAUGCCUAGAGUGUGGACAGAGCUUCACUAAGAGUGCAAAUCUACGUAGACAUGAAAGGACUCAUACUGGGGAGAAACCCUAUACAUGCUUUGAAUGUGGGCAGAGCUUCUCUCAGCGUGGAAGUCUAUAUUCACAUCAAAGGACUCACACUGGGGAGAAACCUUAUAAAUGCCUCUACUGUGGACAGAGUUUCACUCAUAGUAAAAGUCUACAUUCACAUCAAAGGACUCACACUGGGGAGAAACCCUAUACAUGCCUGGAGUGUGGAAUGAGCUUUACCCAAAUGGGACAUCUACGCUCACAUCAAAGGACUCACACUGGGGAAAAACCCUAUACAUGCCUAGAGUGUGGACAGAGCUUCACUGAGACUGGAAGCCUAGGUAGACAUCAAAGGACUCACACUGGGGAGAAACCCUAUACAUGCCUAGAGUGUGGAGAGAGCUUCACUCAAAGUUCAGGUCUACAUUCACAUCAAAGGACUCACACUGGGAAGAAACCCUAUAAAUGCCUGGAGUGUGGAAGGAAUUUUACUCAGAGUUCAAAUCUACGUUCCCAUCAAAGGACUCACACUGGGGAGAAACCCUAUACAUGCCUGGAGUGUGGAAUGUGCUUUACCCGAAUGGGACAUCUACACUCACAUCAAAGGACUCACACUGGGGAGAAACCCUAUACAUGCCUAGAGUGUGGACAGAGUUUCACUGAGACUGGAAGCCUACGUAGACAUCAAAGGACUCACACUGGGGAGAAACCCUAUACAUGCACACAGUGUGGACAGAGCUUCACUGAGACUGGAAGCUUACGUAAACAUAAAAGGACUCACACUGGGGAGAAACCUUAUACAUGCCUGGAGUGUGGACAGAGCUUCACUGAGACUGGAAGCCUACGUAGACAUCAAAGGACUCACACUGGGGAGAAACCUUAUACAUGCAUAGAGUGUGGAAAGAGCUUCAUUCAGAGUGGAAGUCUACGUUCACAUCAAAGGACUCACACUGGGGAGAAACCCUAUAAAUGCCUGGAGUGUGGACAGAGCUUCACCCAAAGUUCAGGUCUAUGUUCACAUCAAAGGACUCACACUGGGGAGAAACCCUAUAGCAUGUGAAAAGAGCUUCUUGGACAGUUGAACUCUACAUAGACAUAGAAUUCACAUUGGAGAGAACAGUGGUAUCUGACCCCAGAGACACUCUCUAAGACAGAGUUUUCCAAACCUU
Anolis sagrei ordinatus is the source of this 2098-nucleotide messenger RNA. Lineage: Eukaryota; Metazoa; Chordata; Lepidosauria; Squamata; Anolidae. The record is from RefSeq and is a predicted model, not a curated record.